GCUACGGGUCCAAAACAAAGGGCAGGCGGCCCGCGAGGCAGCGGCAGGAGGAUGUCUCGCGCCCCGAGUGGGCUCCAACGGCCGGAGCGCGUCCCGGGUCACACCGGGACCGCCUGAAAACCGAGCCCGCGCCGACCGAGUCUGGGCCGGAUGGGCGCAGCGGACCCUGCCGCGGACCGCGGAGCGGCCGUUGCACUGGCUUUCCCUUGUACCCGUGUGUGGACAGCACCACACGCCCUCCAGACCAGCAACGGCUCUUGCAUAUACUUUCCAGUGUUUUUGUCAGAGAGUCCUACAGAGCCCUAGCUCCUCCAGAGCUGGCCCAGAACCGAGUGACGAGAGCCCAGCAGACAUGGUGAAAAUGACCAAGUCCAAAACUUUCCAAGCUUAUCUGCCACACUGUCACCGAACUUACAGCUGCAUCCACUGCAGAGCCCAUCUGGCCAAUCACGAUGAGCUCAUCUCCAAGUCCUUUCAGGGAAGCCAGGGGCGAGCCUACCUCUUCAACUCUGUGGUGAAUGUGGGCUGCGGCCCCGCUGAGGAGAGAGUCCUUCUAACCGGGCUGCAUGCAGUGGCCGACAUCUACUGUGAGAACUGCAAGACCACACUCGGGUGGAAAUACGAACAUGCCUUUGAGAGCAGUCAGAAAUACAAGGAAGGAAAAUUUAUUAUUGAACUUGCCCACAUGAUCAAAGACAACGGCUGGUAAAGUGAAGUGGUCCACUCCUGUGUGAAUCCUAUUUUAUGAAAGCUGAGUCUACAGAAGAUCUAGCUUCUUGGUGACAAUGCGUCUUGAACUUAACCUCACAGGCCGGCCCAGUCUCAACACUUGAAGGUGUCUCUAGGCUAUCCACUUGGUAAGGUGCCCAUCUGAAUCCCCUUCGUGUACAGUGCGUGUUUGGAAGUCUGCGUUCUUUUUCUAACAUCUUAAGUUCUAGAGAAAGAAUUGACCAGCUGGUGACUCACCUGCCUAGUGAAUACUUUCUUUUACCCUACGCCUGCAAUGCCUGGCUGUGUUCUCACCAAGCCCAAGUCCCCAAAGCCGAGAAGCAAGGUCCCUCUCACAAGCAAAGGCAUAGUUACCAGAAGUAGUCAGCAGAUUUAGAUGCAAAACAUGUCUCCAAAAACUGACACCAGCCACUGGUAACACGGAAGAGAAGCUAAGGAAGCAAGCAUUCAGUGUACAUCUUAAGCCACUGAGCUGACUCCCUUGGUGCUGCGGCAGCACAGCGGCUCAAAAUGUAGGGCUGGUCCCUGCCACAGAGCAACAGGCAGGGUUUCACUUUAUACCCUGGAUGUACUUGAAAUAGUUAUGCAUACGGAGGCCAGAGCCAGUAGGGGAAACUGCAGAACAUGAGUGUUUUCCAUGAUGAAGGAAGCGUUAGCUUAGUAUGGGAGCUACCUUUUCUGCCUGGAAUCACCUCAUGACCUGACAGGGAGGGAUCUGGGCCAUCCCCCAAGCCCAGGCUCUCAGAUUUGAAGUCACAACUCAUCAUACUCCUGUGCAUCUAUAAGGAGUGGCCAAUUUGCAGAGAGGGUGGAGGCCAGAGCCAUUCCCAGAUAAGUUUCAUUGUUUUGUACCCUCCCCAGGGCAGAAGGGCAGGAAGUAGGCCUGUGAAGGCUGAGAGCCCUGGAGCUGCAAAGGCAGCAUUCCAGGAAAGCCAUAACACCGGCUGCCCUAGACACCCAGGUAGUCAAAAAGCAGUUUCUAUCUAGUCCUUUGGGCUCCAGCCCCAAACCUGCUAAACCCAGAUCCUCUGGCCAGCACAGGCACUCCUGAUCACGUCAAAACCUACAUUUUGGUGCCAUUUCUUUGCCCAAGAUUGGAAGCCUGAUAAUACAGGAAAUGCCUGUGCAAUGCUGGUCCUGCCCAAGCUGCUUUUUUCCCAACUACUUCCUGUUUCCCUCUAGACUAAGGCUGGCAAAGCAAAGUGACUCUACCAGUAAGGUAAGUGCUGAAACUCAGCACAAGCAGCCGUGUGACCUUGGCAAGGCUCAGUGCCAUCCUUAUCUAGGAAUGAACACUAGUCAACAGCCAGCUCAAACUGGACAUGCCCACCUGGCUAGUUUUUAAUACUUUUCAGAGUGGGAAUUUGGUGGCUGAGGCAUGGGAGGCUGGAUUUCCCCAGUGGGAAGAAGGCAAGGGAGACUUGAGUACAUCCUUAUAGAUGCCUCACUAAAGCUGAACAGUCUUGGAGAAGUCUUCUGUAUAUACUAAGAUUAUAUUUAGACUUUAUGCUCUGGGCGUGCUAUCUGCCCCUCAACUGAGCACUCUGUAUUGUCUUUUGUGAGAGCUCUGACUGGAAUGUUUUUUGCUAGUACUCUAUAUGACUUACCUGUAUUGGGGAGUAAUGGAUAUAAACAAACCAUUUAUCAAGGUUUUUUUGGAUUUUGCGUUGGCCUUCUGUGAAAUAUAAACCAAAAGAACUAACCAUGAGCUGGCUUCAGGGUAAGUGAUGCAAGACCACAACCAGGCGUGCUGGUAAACCACUGAAUGUCUCACCGCCUUACAUUUCUAAACAGCACCAUUCUGUUACUAUUUUAAAGAUGUUUCCUUCAGAACAGUGGGAGGUGAUACCAGGUCAUAAACGCCACUUUGCGUCAUAAAUCCACUUUGGUCAUAAAUCCACUUUAGAAAUGUGGAUUAUUUCCUUGUUGUCUUGUUAGUGUAUACAUAGUAUUUUUAUACCUUAAUGCUUAUUCUUGAUGGCAUCUGUCAGGUAUUUGAAAAGAUCAGAAACGAGAUUUUUUUUUUCCCCUCAAAAAAGUCCUUUAUUUUCUGAUGAGCUCAUCAGGCAGUUUUCAAAAUCCAAGUGUCUUUACUGUCUAAAACACUACCAUUUAAGCUGUAGACAACCGACCCAUGGAAAUGCAAGCCCUGGUGAUCUGUCCUCUGUGCUGGAGGACAGGAGAGGAGGACACAGCUGCCUGCCCUGGGGACAGGUGUCGGCUGCUGAGCAAGGCUGACUGCAGUGCUGUGGAAGCCACACGGAGUUCACCAUGAGCAGCAGGACCAGCAAGCUCGAGCGAACAGAGCGCCUUGGCCUCCCUGUCUCCUAGCCAAAGCUGUCAGCCCCCUGUGGCGUAUCCGUGGGAGGUAUAAAAUAAAGCUCCUGUCACACA
This is a messenger RNA of Mus caroli (Ryukyu mouse), 3123 nucleotides long. RefSeq names its product yippee like 1 (gene Ypel1). The record is from RefSeq and is a predicted model, not a curated record. Lineage: Eukaryota; Metazoa; Chordata; Mammalia; Rodentia; Muridae.